CCACCUUUUCUAGGGCAUCUCUCUCUCUCUCUCUCUCUCUCUCUCUCUCUCUCUCUCUCUCUCUCAGCCAUGAAGAACAACACUUCCACCAUCUCCUCGUCCUUGCUCACCCUCCGGUGGGCCGCCCAUGAUGGGGCCAUGAUCGGCCUCACUGGGAUCCUGCAGAGCCCAACAUACCCCACCACUGUGCUUCUCAUCCUGGCAACCCUCUUCUUUCUCCUUCAAUUCCGAUCUGAAACUCGUAAAAAACACGCAAUGCACCCCCUUCCCCCUGGCCCAGAAUCUUGGCCCAUCGUGGGGAGCAUCCCAGAGCUGUUGUUCAAGAAACCAGCAUUCCGAUGGAUCCUAGGUCUCAUGAAGGAGAUGAACACUGACAUUGCAUGUAUUCGAUUAGGGAGUACACAUGUUAUCCCUGUCACAUGCCCGGAGAUCGCCCGCGAGUUUCUAAAGAAGCAGGAUGCAGUCUUCGCGUCAAGACCUCUCACCAUGGGCACUGAAUACUCUAGCCGUGGAUUCCUCUCUGUUGCGGUUGCACCAUUGGGCGAUCAAUGGAAGAAGAUGAGAAGGGUGGUAGCUUCUGAGGUUUUGAGCGCGGCAAGACUCCGAUGGCUACAUGAUAAAAGAAUUGAAGAAGCUGAUAACCUCAUCCGGUACCUCUACAAUCAGUGCAUGAGCAUUGAUCGCAGAUCUGAGUCGGGUGCAGUGAUCAAUGUAAGGACCGCCGUUCGACAAUAUAGUGGUAAUGUCAUAAGGAAAUUGAUGUUCAACAAAAGAUAUUUUGGGGUUGGUUGCACUGAUGGUGGCCCAGGCGUAGAAGAAGAAGAACACGUUGAGGCCCUUUUCAAUGUUCUAUCUCUUCUCUAUGCUUUCUCUGUCUCAGAUUACAUACCCCGUCUGAGAUGCUUGGAUAUGGAUGGGCAUGAAAAGAUGAUGAAGAAGGCUAUUAAGAUUGUUAAUGAGUAUCAUGAACCAAUAAUCGAUGAGCGGAUCAAGAAAUGGAGAGAUUGUGUAGGUGGGCCCCUCAAAAAGGAGCCUGAGGACCUUCUCGACGUUCUGAUAUCGAUCACAGACUCCGAUGGACGGCCAUUGCUAACAACAGAAGAGAUAAAAGCGCAAUCAGCGGACUUGAUCUAUGCAUCUGUAGACAACCCAUCCAAUGCAGUCGAGUGGGCCAUGGCAGAGAUGCUCAACCAACCAGAUGUUCUUAAGAAAGCAGUGGAGGAAUUGGAUAGAGUAGUGGGGAAGGACAAACUAGUUCAAGAGUCUGAUUUCCCUCAACUCAACUACGUUAAGGCAUGUGCUCGGGAAGCAUUUCGGAUCCAUCCGAUUGCACCCUUUAACCUCCCACAUGUGGCCACCGCUGACGCCACAGUGGCAGGCUACUUCAUCCCGAAGGGCAGCCACGUUAUUCUCAGUCGAACAGGACUUGGGCGAAACCCUAAAGUCUGGGAUGACCCACUCAAGUUUAAACCAGAGCGGCACCUGAAGGAUGGGUCCGGUGAAGUUGAGUUAAUUGAGACAGAACUACGGUUCAUCUCAUUCAGCACGGGUCGGCGCGGGUGCAUGGGGGCCCCACUUGGGUCAGCAAUGACCGUCAUGUUGUUGGCUAGGCUUCUACAAGGGUUCACUUGGAGCGUGCCACAAGGUGAAUUGAGCAUCGACCUAACUGAGUCAACCAACGACCUCUUCCUUGCUAAGGCGCUACAUGCGCAUGCUACGCCUCGAUUGCCAGCGCAUGUGUACCCGACCCACUAAUGGGUGGAUCACACAUAUGUUUUGGUAUUUACAUGUUUGAUUAAGUAUAUAAAUGGAUUUAUCAUUGUAAUCGCUUGCUAUAUUUAAGGUUUGAGGGGUUUGAUCAUGCACUCUCUACGUGUGUCUGCUUAACGUAAACACAUGAAAAGGCAAUAGGGGAGCUCAUUUUGACUUCUCUUUCCAUUUUGUUAAUCUUCAUUCCAUUAUAAUAAAUCCCGGUGUCGAAUGUUGUCC
Molecule: messenger RNA, 1989 nt
Organism: Magnolia sinica
Lineage: Eukaryota; Viridiplantae; Streptophyta; Magnoliopsida; Magnoliales; Magnoliaceae
Product: phenylalanine N-monooxygenase-like
Exons: 2
Coding region: 70-1755 (561 amino acids)
Molecular function (GO): iron ion binding; monooxygenase activity; heme binding
Source: RefSeq, a predicted model, not a curated record